GCAGCCCCGCCCGUCGCCUGGACUCAGGCCGCGAGUGUCCGCCGGCCGCUUACGUUCUGGGCGCAGGCGCAGCGGCGGGGCCGGAGCGCGGAGGGGAUUCGGGCGAGGAGCGGAGCGGGUGCCGCGGCCAGGAUGGUGCUGGAGAGCGUGGCCCGCAUCGUGAAGGUCCAGCUCCCCGCCUAUCUCAAGCGGUUGCCAGUCCCCGAGAGCAUUACCGGGUUCGCCAGGCUCACAGUUGCAGAAUGGCUUCGGUUAUUACCUUUCCUUGGGGUACUUGCACUACUUGGCUACCUUACAGUUCGUCCAUUCCUCCCGAAGAAAAAACAACAGAAGGAUAGCUUGAUUAAUCUUAAAAUACAAAAGGAAAAUCCAAAAGUGGUGAAUGAAAUAAACAUUGAAGAUUUGUGUCUUACUAAAGCAGCUUAUUGUAGGUGUUGGCGUUCUAAGACGUUUCCUGCCUGUGAUGGUUCACAUAAUAAACACAAUGAAUUGACAGGAGAUAACGUGGGUCCACUAAUACUGAAGAAGAAAGAAGUAUAAUAGUAAUGAAUUAGAGUUGAAUUCAAUUGUGUAAAAUCUUAUGACAAUAUUUUCUCAUUCUCUGUGUAUAGAAAAUUUUGAAAUGGUGACCUUAACUACUACUGGCUGAAUAAUUAUUUCUGCCAAUUUAUGUUCUUGCCAGAUUACUGCUUGUAGUUGUUAUUUUGUAUAUUCAAACAGUCACUUCUAUAGAAAUUAAAAUGUCAUGCCUCUUAUUCUGACUUAAAAGAAUUAAUGUAUCUUCCAGCAAUAAAACAACACUUCUGAUUUUAAUUGAGAAAAACCUAAAUUGUGGCAAUGGAUCCAAAGCUGCUUCUUGGAAUAUAAUAUUUUCAACAGAAUCUGUAUUUUAAGCUUUCCCCUGUACUGUUAAGUAUAUUAUUUUUCAUAUCUCUUUUGUCUUAAUAAUUUGAAGUGUUUUUUUUUUCUCCUUUUGGCCUUCCACUUCAUUGUGUUUAGAUUAAGAAAAAUAUUAUCAUCAAGAAUUACUUGUGUUUUCAUGAGUUUUCACAGAGAUAAACUUUUUGCUUUAUAGAGAUUGCUGUCUAAUUAAUAUGACUAUCCCAACUUCAGAAAAGAAGUAAACUGGAUAUAAAGUUUUCCACUGAGGAACAGUUAUUUACAUUAUAAAGGAUUUGUUUACCUUACAAAAGACUUGUGUCUGUUUAUUCUGUGCAUAUCUUGAGCUAUUUGACUCAGAGACAGCUGGAGUGGAGUGGCAGGAACUCAUGGGCUAAACUUGUGCUCCUGCAAUUUGAAAGUCAAUUAGAAAUAAACAUAAAGUAUACCUGAAUUCAUAUUAAGAUGUUAGUUCAGUGUUCACAAUUGUGUGUAUAUGAAUAUUUUUCUCUUUUUAACAGUAGAAACCAUUAAUAUGCAGUCAUCCCUCAUUAUAUGCUGGGAAUUGGUUCCAGGGCUGCCCAUGGAUACCAAAAUCUGCCCAUACUCAGGUCCCGCAGUAGAUCCUGCAGAGGCCAUCUAUAGAAGAGUCGGCCCUCCAGGCAGGUACGCAGGUAUCAAAUCCCACGAACACUGAUCUACAUGCUUCAGCAUACUUGCCCAAUUCAAAUCUGUGUUAUUCAGUGGUCAACUGUACAAAAAUGUUUGCAAAAUAAACUUACUGGAGAACCUUUAAAA
This is a messenger RNA of Carlito syrichta (Philippine tarsier), 1677 nucleotides long. It is a transcript of the gene CISD2, whose product is annotated as CDGSH iron sulfur domain 2. The record is from RefSeq and is a predicted model, not a curated record. The transcript is spliced from 3 exons. Gene Ontology annotation, biological process: regulation of autophagy; autophagy of mitochondrion. Gene Ontology annotation, molecular function: 2 iron, 2 sulfur cluster binding. Bases 133 to 540 code for a protein of 135 amino acids. NCBI's taxonomy places the organism in Eukaryota, Metazoa, Chordata, Mammalia, Primates, Tarsiidae. Gene Ontology annotation, cellular component: intracellular membrane-bounded organelle; mitochondrial outer membrane.